Cuscuta campestris is the source of this 2004-nucleotide messenger RNA. Lineage: Eukaryota; Viridiplantae; Streptophyta; Magnoliopsida; Solanales; Convolvulaceae. The record is from the annotation of a GenBank genome assembly.
CUAUAUUAAAAUAAAGAAUAACCAUAGAUCGAUUGAAAUCAAAGGUGCAAAAUUUUAAUGCUUUGGGCAGGAAAAGGUUGGGGGCAGAAUUCCCUGAUUUCAAGAAGAGGUCCCAAGUAGUGCAAGACCCCUGCGAUUUGAAAAGCGCGAUCGCAGAAGCAAAAAGAGACAAUCGAGCCGUGUGGAGAGAUUCAGAGGGAGACUAACGGAAGAGGUGAGGCCGCUAGGAAUCGUCGACGGCGACACAUAUUCCGGAUUCUCCAAUCCGAUUCAGAGAUUAUCCUGGACUGGGGUUCUAUCUGCUCAGAGUGCCAUGAAUGAUCAGAAGGUUAAAGGAGAAGAAUUUUUACAAAAAGCCCAGAGGAGGCUCAGCGGUUGGUCUCUUUUCAGCAACAAAAACGAGGAUGCAGCUGAUUUAUUCGAUAAAGCUGCCAAUUCCUUCAAGCUCGCUAAGUCAUGGGCUGAAGCCGGGGGUGCAUAUGCCAAAUUGGCUGAAUGUCAUUUGAAGCUGGACAGUAAGCAUGAGGCCGCUAAUGCAUAUGCUGAGGCUGGUCACAACUACAAGAAAAUAGAUACUGAAGUGGCUGUAAAUUGUCUAAAAGAAGCAGUAGAGCUAUUUAAGGAAAUUGGGAGGUUGAGCAUGUGUGCGAGAUAUUGUAAGGAAAUUGCUGAAAUAUAUGAGCAAAAGCAAUACCUUGAAUUGGCCAACGAGCAAUAUGCAUUAGCAGCUGAUUAUUUUGAAAUGGAAGGUGUUUCAACAACUGCAAAUCAAUGCAAAACUAAAAUGGCUGAAUUUUCUGCUCACAUGAAAGAAUAUCCAAGGGCUAUUGAAAUAUAUGAGGGGAUAGCACGCUAUUCUGUUAAUAACAACUUGUUGAAAUAUGGAGUUAGAGGGCAUCUUCUUAAUGCUGGUAUUUGCCAGCUAUGUUUAGGUGAUAUUGUUGCAAUUAACAAUGCUUUAGAGAAAUACCAGGAGCUGGAUCCAACGUUCUCAGGGACGCGCGAGUACAAGCUACUAGUGGAUUUGGCUGUGGCAUUGGACGAGGAAGAUGUUGCAAAGUUCACUGAUGCUGUCAAGGAAUAUGAUAGCACGACCAAACUGGUAAAUUUGAAUAUACCGUGUCAACCUUACUCUAUUGUUGGAUGUGAUUUUGUCUAGUCAAAGUUUAUAAUUCCAGUAAAUUCUGUGGACGGAAUUUGGCAAACAAAUCUUUAGCUGCAGCAUAGUUAUAUUCCAGAUUGUUACCAGCUGGUAAAUUUGAAUCUACCAUUUCCACCAUUUUGUUUCAUGAUUUGUAGAUUAUGAUUACUCAGUUCGGAACAAAAUAACUAUGCCUUGUAGAACGAUGAGUUAAUCAUAGGAUAGCAAUAUGUUACACUGCAUGCUAUCUAGAGACGGUUUACUACAACUCAUGAUUUUCUUGGACAAUGAUUAAUUGGGAUUUGUCCAGGAACGAACUCAACCACAAGCUCAAGCUUGUGGUUGUGGCCCAGGAAAGGUUUUUAUACUCUAACACGGCUCCUCAUGUGUAGGCGUGGCUACUUUGAGCCUUGCACGUGAAAACUUAAUUUUUAAAAAACUGAACUCGUGACUUCUUGGUGAUCCUGGCUUUAAAGUUUCAACCACAUGCUCAAGCUUGUGGGUUGUGUGGCUCAGGAAAGUCAAAUAUCGUAAUGCACAUGGAAAGAUAAUUUUUAGACGGAGGGAGUAGUUUUUUUACUUGUCAUUCUUUGAAUGUUUGGCAUGUGUUGUUACUCUCUCUAUCCUUGAACUCUCUUUCUUUUCCUGUUACUGAAAUUCCACACAGUUUACUUUUAUGGGAACCUAUAUGUUCAUUAUUUUUCUAUAUAUGUUCUGAGUAAUAACGCCCCGACUCUGUUGCCCAGGGCAUAACAUUUGUGAAUGAAUUACUUUAGAGUUUUGCAAAACAUACAUAUUUGACAAUACAUGUGGUAUUUGAACUACAUGAUCGCUCCUUUGUGUUGGAGUAAGAUUUACUCUUU